Molecule: messenger RNA, 2913 nt
Organism: Camelina sativa (false flax)
Lineage: Eukaryota; Viridiplantae; Streptophyta; Magnoliopsida; Brassicales; Brassicaceae
Source: RefSeq, a predicted model, not a curated record
GUAGGUGUGUGUGUGUAUGUGUGUGUCUCUCUCUCUAUUGCUCCUCCAAGACGCGAAAGGGGAGAAAAGAAAGAGAGACGAUGCGAUCGGGCAAAGUGCAGAAACACUUAUUAUAGUUCUUCUGCAUUCUGCAAAACACACACAUACAAAAAAGAUAGAGAAUUUAUUACUCGUGAGUGUGAUUGUGAUUGUGAGUGUAUCGAGAACAGAGACAUAGAUACAGAGAGAUCUUUUACCCAACGUUUUUUUUUGGGGAUCCAAUGCGUUCGUAAUUUGAAGAAAGAGGCAUUUCAUUCAAUUGUAAAUCGGGGAUAUGAAAGGCGGAGGCGGUGGAGGAGGAGGAGUUGGUGGUGGCGGUGGAGGAAAACGCCGGUGGAAAGUUCUGGUUAUUGGAGUUUUGGUACUUGUUAUUCUCUCUAUGCUUGUUCCUCUUGCUUUCUUGCUCGGUCUUCACAAUGGCUUUCACUCUCCUGGAUUUGUCACUGUUCAAUCGGCUUCUUCUUUUGAGAGCUUUACCAGAAUCAAUGCUACCAAACAUACUCAGAGAGAUGUAUCCGAACGGGUCGAUGAGGUUCUUCAAAAAAUCAAUCCAGUGCUUCCCAAGAAAAACGACAUAAACGUGGGUGCCAGGGAUAUGAAUGGGAGAAGCGGCAGUGUAUCUGAAAAAAGAGGAUUACCAGUGUCCCCAACUGUUGUUGCCAACCCAAGCCCUGCAAAUAAAACAAAAACUGAAGCCACAUAUAAAGGUGUUCAGAGGACAAUAGCGAGUGCUGAUGAAAGUUGGAGAACUUGUGAAAUGAAAUAUGGGAGCUACUGCCUCUGGAGGGAGGAAAAUAAGGAACCGAUGAAAGAUGCUAAGGUGAAGCAAAUGAAGGACCAGCUAUUUGUUGCUAGGGCAUACUAUCCAAGUAUUGCUAAAAUGCCUUCUCAAGACAAGUUGACUCGGGAUAUGAAACAGAAUAUUCAAGAGUUUGAGCGUAUUCUUAUUGUAAGUUCACAAGAUGCUGACCUUCCACCACAGGUUGAGAAAAAGUUGCAGAAGAUGGAAGCUGUAAUUGCAAAGGCAAAAUCUUUUCCAGUCGACUGUAACAAUGUUGACAAGAAAUUGAGACAGAUCCUUGAUUUGACCGAGGAUGAAGCUAGUUUCCACAUGAAACAGAGCGUGUUCCUCUACCAGCUUGCAGUACAUACAAUGCCUAAGAGUCUUCAUUGCUUGUCAAUGAGACUAACUGUGGAACAUUUCAAGUCAGCUUCACUUGAGGAUCCAAUUAGUGAGAAGUUUUCAGAUCCCUCAUUGCUUCACUUUGUUAUCAUCUCCGAUAAUAUACUUGCGUCGUCUGUUGUGAUCAAUUCAACGGUUUUAUACGCAAGGGGCAGUAAAAACUUGGUUUUCCAUGUACUGACAGACGAGCAGAAUUACUUUGCAAUGACACAAUGGUUUGUUAGGAAUCCCUGCAAACAAUCAACUAUUCAAGUAUUGAACAUUGAAAAACUCGAGCUGGAUGAUUCUGAUAUGAAAUUGUCUUUGCCUGCGGAGUUCCGUGUUUCCCAACAGAAUAGAACACACUACUUAUCCCUUUUCUCUCAAUCUCACUAUCUGCUUCCCAAAUUAUUUGACAAAUUGAAGAAGGUUGUGAUUCUGGAUGAUGACGUUGUAGUCCAGCGAGAUUUGUCUCCCCUUUGGGACCUUGAUAUGGAAGGGAAAGUGAAUGGCGCUGUGAAGUCGUGCACUGUGAGAUUGGUUUUCCAUGUACUGACAGACGAGCAAAAUUACUUUGCAAUGACACAAUGGUUUGUUAGGAAUCCCUGCAAACAAUCAACUAUUCAAGUAUUGAACAUUGAAAAACUCGAGCUGGAUGAUUCUGAUAUGAAAUUGUCUUUGCCUGCGGAGUUCCGUGUUUCCCAACAGAAUAGAACACACUACUUAUCCCUUUUCUCUCAAUCUCACUAUCUGCUUCCCAAAUUAUUUGACAAAUUGGAGAAGGUUGUGAUUCUGGAUGAUGACGUUGUAGUCCAGCGAGAUUUGUCUCCCCUUUGGGACCUUGAUAUGGAAGGGAAAGUGAAUGGCGCUGUGAAGUCGUGCACUGUGAGAUUGGGUCAGCUAAAAAGUCUCAAGAGAGGAAGUUUUGAUACCAAUGCUUGCCUCUGGAUGUCUGGUUUGAAUCUUGUUGAUCUUACUAGAUGGAGGGAAUUAGGUGUUUCAGAAACCUACCGGAAAUUUUACAAAGAGCAGAUGAGUGGUGGAGAUGAGUCGAGUGAAGCAAUAGCAUUGCAGGCAAGCUUGCUUACAUUUCAAGACCAAGUUUAUGCUCUUGACGACAAAUGGGCACUAUCAGGUCUUGGUUAUGACCACUACGUCAGUGCCCAAGCCAUAAAAAGCGCGGCCGUAUUGCACUAUAACGGGAACAUGAAGCCUUGGCUUGAGGUGGGAAUCCCAAAGUACAAAAACUAUUGGAGAAAGCAUCUGAAUCGGGAAGAUCGGUUCUUGAGUGACUGUAACGUGAAUCCUUGAUGAGUAAGUAGUUUACACACGGCCAAUGCUUUAGAAGCAAGGUCACACGCAAAGAAAAGAUUUUAGAGUGCAACAUCUCAUAUUUUUGGGUCAAUAAACCCGAAGGCAUUGCAGGAGAAAUGCUGAAGGGGGAAGAAGAGCAAGCAGAAGCAAAUACCAAAAUGAUUUUAAGUGACGUGAUGACGGUGAUUCGAAAAGCUUUGAUAUGAUUAAAAAAAAAAGAGAGAGCAUGUGAAGAACUUUGAUAUGUUGUAUAUGAUUUUUGGCUAAGAGAUGUGCCAUUCUUUUCCUCUGCGUUAUUUUCCAAUUUGUCAUUGUAGUUUCUGUUUUAUUCUUUACUUUUUGUGACGUACCAGAAUAGAAGGCGAUAAGAGUUUCUAUCUACUUCUCUCACUGAACCA